CCGUAGCGCGGCCUGUAAGCGGAGGCGACGAGCUUUGCUUGCGCUCGCGAGAGAGAGAGAGGCGAACUCGAAGGUGCCGGUUUCCGACCAUGGCGUCGUCCUCGGGCAGCGCCAUUCAAAUCCCGACCCGCCUGCCGCUGCUGCUGACGCCCGAAGCCGUGCUGCUGCCGGGCUCCACCAUGCGCGCCAGCGUGGAUUCUCCGCGGAACAUGCAGCUGGUGCGGAGCCGGCUGCUGAAGGGCACGUCGCUCAAGAGCACCAUCCUCGGCGUAAUUCCUGACACGAAGGACCCGCUCAGCGACCUCGACGCCCUCCCGCCGCUCCACAGGAUUGGCACAGCCGCGCUGGCCAUUCAGGUGGUUGGCAGCAACUGGCCGAAGCCUCAUUAUACGUUGCUGUUAACGGGCCUCUGCAGGUUCCAGAUUUUGCAGCUGGUGAAGGAGAAACCUUAUCCCGUUGCAGAUGUUGAACAGCUGGAUCGGCUGGAACAAUUUACCAACAAGUCCGAGGAGGAGCUGGGAGAGCUGCCGGAGCAAUUCUAUAAAUAUGCAGUUCAGCUGGUGGAGAUGUUGGAUAUGUCCAUCCCGGCGGUGGCAAAACUGAGGCGCUUGUUGGACAACCUACCCAGAGAAGCUCUGCCAGAUAUUGUCACCUCAAUCAUCCGUACCAGCAACCAGGAGAAGCUUCAGAUCCUGGAUGCUGUGGGUUUAGAAGAGCGAUUCAAGAUGACCAUACCCUUGCUCGUUAGGCAAAUUGAAGGUUUGAAGCUUCUGCAGAAGACCAGAAAACACAAGCAGGACGACGACAAAAGGAUCAUAGCAAUACGUCCUAUGCGGCGGAUUGGCCACAUUCCAGGUGCUAUGGAAGAUGAGGAUGAGGACGAAGAUCACGAUGAUAUCAUCAUGCUCGAAAAAAAAAUCCGAGCCUCGCGCAUGCCCGAGCAAGCUCUCAAAGUCUGUAUCAAGGAAGUUAAAAGGUUAAAGAAGAUGCCUCAAUCCAUGCCAGAAUAUGCCUUAACCCGGAAUUAUUUGGAACUGAUGGUGGAAUUACCCUGGAGCAAGAGUACCAAAGAUUGCCUGGAUAUCCGUGCCGCCAGAGUUCUUCUGGAUAACGAUCACUAUGCCAUGGAAAAACUGAAGAAGAGGGUGUUGGAAUAUUUGGCGGUCAGGCAACUGAAGAACAAUUUAAAAGGGCCCAUCCUUUGCUUCGUGGGACCCCCUGGAGUUGGGAAAACAAGCGUGGGGCGAUCGGUGGCCAAGACUUUGGGCCGAGAGUUCCACCGCAUCGCAUUGGGUGGAGUGUGCGACCAGUCUGACAUCCGAGGUCACAGGCGCACUUACGUUGGCAGCAUGCCUGGCCGUAUCAUCAAUGGCCUGAAGACUGUUGGAGUCAACAACCCUGUCUUUCUCCUGGACGAGGUGGACAAGCUUGGAAAGAGCUUGCAAGGCGAUCCUGCAGCUGCAUUACUUGAGGUCUUGGAUCCUGAGCAAAACCAUAAUUUCACCGACCAUUACUUAAACGUAGCAUUCGAUCUGUCUCAAGUCCUCUUCAUAGCUACCGCUAAUACCACUGCCACCAUUCCAGCUGCUUUGUUGGACAGAAUGGAGAUCAUUCAGGUUCCAGGAUACACCCAAGAAGAGAAGAUCGAAAUUGCACACCGGCAUUUGAUUCCGAAACAGCUGGAACAGCACGGGCUGACUCCACAACAGAUUCAGAUUCCCCAAGAAGCGACGCUGGUGAUCAUCACCCGGUACACCCGGGAGGCUGGGGUUCGCUCUCUGGAUCGCAAACUCGGAGCCAUUUGCCGGGCAGUGGCUGUCAAAGUGGCUGAAAGCCAGCACAAGGAGACAAGGCCGGAUCGCUCGGAAGGGACAGAAGGAGAUUGGAAAGAACACAUCGCAGAAGAGCCGAAAUCGGAAACCCUCCAUGACGCCUCCGACCUAGCUCUGCCCCCUGAAAUGCCCAUUUUAAUUGACUUCCAUGCCUUGAAGGACAUCCUGGGGCCACCGAUGUAUGAACUGGAGGUCUCCGUGCGGCUGAAUCAACCAGGCGUAGCGAUAGGCUUGGCCUGGACGCCAUUAGGCGGAGAGAUCAUGUUUGUGGAAGCCAGUCGGAUGGAUGGGGAAGGCCAAUUGACCCUAACCGGGCAGUUGGGGGACGUCAUGAAGGAAUCGGCCCACCUCGCCAUCAGCUGGCUGCGGAGCAACGCCAAGAGAUACCAACUGACCAACGCUUCUGGAAGUUUUGAUCUCCUUGACAACACAGACAUCCAUCUGCACUUCCCAGCUGGAGCUGUCACAAAAGAUGGACCAUCUGCGGGCGUUACCAUAGUAACCUGCCUUGCCUCCCUCUUCAGUGGGCGGCUGGUGCGUUCAGAUGUAGCCAUGACUGGGGAAAUUACGCUAAGAGGACUUGUUCUUCCAGUCGGCGGAAUAAAAGAUAAAGUUUUGGCCGUGCACAGAGCUGGUUUGAAGAGCGUCAUCAUCCCUCAAAGGAAUGAAAAGGACCUUGAAGAAAUCCCUGCCAACGUACGGCAGGAUCUCAAUUUUGUGAUGGCCAGCACCUUGGAUGACGUCCUCAAUUCAGCUUUCGAUGGGGGAUUUUCCACAAAGGCCAGGCUCGAUCACUUGAAUAGCAAACUCUAAAAAACAACAACGAGCGGAUGAAGUUGACCGAAAGAACGAACGACAAAGCCGAGAUUUACCUAGUAGCCUGUAAACGCAAGUGCGGGUUAAAGGGGGCAAGAACAGGCUAUCCGACAUUAGUUGCUUAUUUUUACGUUUUAAGAAGAAAAAGGAAUACUUUUAAGGGAACAAUGAUGAUUCUUGCUGCUGCUUCUGAUGGGCCCUACUCUGCAUUCAUGGGCAUAGUAGCUCCGCAGAGAGAGAUCUGAACGCUUAAACUCUUAAUGAUGAUUAUUUCCCAAUGCUAUUAUGAGAUAGAUUUACACCUGGACAGACAGCAUAGCAGUCGCUAAGCACAUGAACCUUCAGGAAAGCUUUUUUCUUCCCCCUGUUAAAUUCAGUCAAUGAACUUUUUUUUUUUUUUUGCUGGAAUGUCAGAGUCCUUGUCAAAUGACUGUUGUUGCCAGGCAGAGCUUUCUCCUUUCCUGUAAAGGAAGAAGCAUUGCAAGCAUAAUCCUGAGACGAGUCCCUCUCUCCAGCUGUAGUGCCAGUGCGGAGAAAAAUAUACUCUUUGAGUCUGAAUGUGCAAAAAACAGACCCGGCCAUUAGACAAGUGGCUCGUGAGGCCACCAGGAAGUAUUAAAUUCUUUGCAAUGAUACCUGAACUGAGUUCUUAGCUCCUGCCCCAGCUGCUGUUUUCUAAACUCCUGAAAAUUAAUAAUGGUGGUGAGCAAAGAAGCCAUUGGUUUCUUUCAGGUAAACGGUGCUGUUUAAUGCUUCGUUGAAAAUUAAAUUUUCUCAACAUCUACCAUAGGGUUCGUUUACUGGAGUUGUACCAUUUUAAGUUCAGGUGCAUUAGGAAGUUCCAAGAGACAACUUCCUUUGUGGAAGUUGGAAGAGAUUCCUUUGUGGGUUCGGCCACACGUCCCACAACAGUGCACUGAGAGCCACAGAACGUUUAGCUCCCGAGACUCUGAGCGUUUUUUAACGUUCUCAGCGCAGAUAACUUUCAACUAUCAACUGUGGUUGAUAAACAGGCAUCCAUGAAGACAAUUCUUCCCCCCCCCCCCCCCGAACUGGCGACUUGUUCUGUGAAUGCAAAAAUGCGACACACAGUAAAAACUCUUCUUUGUAACAGGCAAGCAAAUGCAUUUGUUGAAUCUUAUGAGCAAAUGUGCGCUCUUCCAAUGUGAACGUCGGAUUUUAGACCUAAUUUUAUUUAAUCAUCUUUUUUUUCCCCCAACGAGGAAAUCUAUAUAGCUGCUGAAAGUUGACAUUGGCUCGAUGGCACCUUGUCCUCUUUUUUUUGGAGGGGGAGGGCACACUUUCUGAGGACACCUUGAUCAGCAUAAAAGGUCACUUUUGCAAGAUUUAGAUACAUUUUUAGGAUGCUUUAAUAUAUAUGUGUGGAAAACCUAGCCAAAACCUAGUAGUAUAAAACAGGUUAAUAAAUUACAGUAUGUUAUUACAUGCUAUUAAGUACCAUCUCCAGGGGGGACCAACUCACUGGAUCUCCUCCGCAAAGUACUAAGAUGAACACAACUCGGGCAACAGACACUGUGCAAAGAGUUCUUUGUAAUUAGCUUAAAUCAGAUCUUGUCCCAACACUCUAAAUUACUUCCCAGCUGCAAAUCUAAGUCACCAUUCAUAUAAAGCAAAACAGAAACAGAAAUAGCAAUACAGUUAACUAUAUCAUUAACUGUGUGUCUAUAACCCGAAUGAGCGUGGAAUUGUAUGUAUUCCUCUAACAUGCCCUACAAUCAAUCUGCUUUUAACUGCUGGAUUAUUUUCCCCUGCAUUUUAUUUAUUGCUUUCAGCUGUUCGGACUCCAUGCUUGUCCUGCAAGUCUAUUCUGGUCACAAACAGCCUUCCAAGUGUCAUUACCUCUUCGUAUCAUUUGGGUUACUUGAUCAAUGCUAGAUUCAAGUGGUACCAGUUGGGUCAGUAUGUGUGUGUGUGUGUGUGUGAACCAUUUGGCGCACCCUUUGUUUUGUCAAUAUAUCAACACCUACAGAAAAAUGCGCUGGCUUGCAAAACAAGACAUAUUUAAAGAGGCCAGCUGCUAUUCAUUUUCACCCACUCUCCAAAAUCAAAAUGGUCCAAAAGCUUUGCACCAAAAAAAAAAAAAAAGCAACCCAAGGCAGCUGCCCAGUGUUUUUAAAGGCUUUGAAUGCAAAAGUUUUCAUUUAAAAUGAAUUUGAGGAUUCAUUGAGAACCAGCCAAAGUCCACAGUAUUUAACAUGGAAAUAAAAAAAAAUUCUAGAUUUGAGUGUCUAGGGAGAUUCUCAGUCAUCCAGGUAAGUCAUGGUUGUCCCAAAGGUGCUUUUUUUCAAAAGGCAACUGGAUUUCCUUUGUUUUUCCUUGAGGACGUUUUGCUUCUCAUCCAAGAAGCUUCUUCAGUUCAGUUAUAAGAAGCUUCUUGGAUGAGAAGGGGUCUUCCAGGAAAAGCAAAGAAAAUUCAGUUGCCUCUUGAAAAAGCAACUUUUGAGGCACCCUGGAUAUUUGAGCAAGAUUAGGAUUUAAGAGACAGGCCUAAAUGAAGCAUCUGUUGUAGGAUAACCACGCUAUCAUCUCCAUAUUGCUGUAUAAUCUAUAUGACUAUUAGCUUACGACACUAAACUCUUCUUGACCAUUUUCUACUCCAAUCAAAACAGCUUUCUCCUUUUUUGUGAAAAGCAUGACCUCUAACAAAACGUCGUAGCUUUGAGACUGCUCUGACAUCCUCAAGACCAGUGUUUCCCAACUUUAGCGUGUUUUAAAGAUGUUGUAGACUUUAAUUCCCAGCUGGCUGGAGCAUUCGGUCCUUUUUGCUGGAGUUUUCCUUGAAAAAGAAUUCCAGAAAUCAGGUUUUUGCUAUGCCAGCUGCAUUAUUUCAGGCUGUUUUAAAACAACCCUUAUUUUAGAGGUGGACAGCUUCCUUAUUGAUUGCGUUGUCUUAAAUUUCCUUUUUAUCCACCGUUAAGAGAAGAGACAUCUUAAAUACAACAGGAACUUAUCUCUCAGACAUAUCACUCCCUAUACUCCCUCUCCCCUGCCUUUUCUGAUAUCAUUCUUAAAUUCUACUUCUUUACUGACGUCUGUUUAGAGUAGAUCUUCCUGCUUUAACAGUGGCCUGAUCUACAACAGAUUUCCACCUCCCUUUAAUCCCACAGUGCAAAUCUUGUGGGAAUUUAUAUCCUCCCACUGUCACAGCUAAGGAAUGCGAAUGCAACCUUUUGUCCUCCUACUAGCCAGUCUGGUGACAUCUGAGAAAAUCUGAAAAUACGUCUUGGGCUGUGCUGGAACAGGAAGCUCAGCCACUUAUCUUUCCGUAACAUUUUACUUGUGAAAGGAAGUGACUUGGGAAACAUGUUGAAGGGGAACGCUGGGAGAUUAGGUGCUAUUCUCUCCCCCCCAACUGCACAGUAAUGUUUCCUUGGCAAUAUAGGUCGUCCUCAAUUUACGACCACAAUGGAGCCCAAAAUUUCUGCUACUGAGACAAUUGUUAAAUGAGUUUGGUUAAACCGACCAUUCUUGCCGCAGUUGUUGAGUGAAUCCCAGCAAUUGUUAAAGUUAGUUGUUAACAGUUGUUAAGUGAAUCUGGCUUCCCCAUUGCCAUAAGUAGGAGUCAGUUGCCAAGCAUCCAAAUUUUGAUCACAUGACCAUGGGGAUGCUGCAAUGGUUACGAGUUUUCACGCCAACUAAGAUAAUUGCCCCAAGACAACCAACGUAGGAUAGAAUAGGAAGGAAAAAGAUGUGGAGUAUUGAUAUACUUGAGGCAUGAAGAGGAUGAGCUUGUUGGCUGCAAAGCUGACAGCCUAGGUUCGAGACCCAAGUACUACGCAACAGGGUGAGCUCUCGUUCCUUGCUCCAGGUCUUGCCCAGUUUGAAAACAUGCAAAUGUGAGUAGAUAAAUAGGUACCACUUUGGUGGGAAAGUAACAGCGUUCCAUGCACUUCAGCAUAUAGUCAUAUGAGCCAUGACCACAGAAAUGUGUUUGGAUAACACUGGUUUUAUUGGCUAAGAAGAAGAGGUGAGCAAUGCUCUCUAGAAUCAGAUAUGACCAGACAGAGGCUUUGUUUCAGAUCUCUAGUGGUUGGUUGUACUAGCAUACUAGCUGAACCUAUAGAAACUUCUUUUUACCAAGGGUUACACGUUUGAAGGUAGAUGAUGCAACAAAGGUAAGCAAGUUUUUUAUAGCAAUCUCUGGGAAUUCAGAGUACAUUGAAAAGUACAAUAUAUAUAUGUGUGUGUGUGUGUGUGUGUGUGUGUGUGU
Molecule: messenger RNA, 6879 nt
Organism: Ahaetulla prasina
Lineage: Eukaryota; Metazoa; Chordata; Lepidosauria; Squamata; Colubridae
Gene: LONP2
Product: lon peptidase 2, peroxisomal
Exons: 15
Coding region: 90-2645 (851 amino acids)
Biological process (GO): protein quality control for misfolded or incompletely synthesized proteins; protein targeting to peroxisome; protein processing
Cellular component (GO): peroxisomal matrix
Molecular function (GO): ATP-dependent peptidase activity; serine-type endopeptidase activity; ATP binding
Source: RefSeq, a predicted model, not a curated record